This is a messenger RNA of Hymenoscyphus albidus, 1245 nucleotides long. NCBI's taxonomy places the organism in Eukaryota, Fungi, Ascomycota, Leotiomycetes, Helotiales, Helotiaceae. The record is from the annotation of a GenBank genome assembly.
CUGGGAAACAUUCUUCACAACAUCCACAAAAUACCUAUGGCACCUUUACGCAGAGUAAGUAUAUUCCCCCCAAUCACUGCAAUUCCGUUGACGUAUUCUUAGUCUGCUAGACACGGAGGUCACUACUCCAGCUCAGAAACCCCUGGCAAGGUCAAGUUCUCGACCCUUCCGCUUGAAAUCCGAGAGAAAAUAUGGGAGCUUACAUGGCCGGAAAGUCGUGUCGUCGAGCUGGCAAAUGAGAUGCUAGGAGGAGACAAUCCAUAUAAUCAAUAUGGAGACUUUAUUUAUCUACCUGUACUACGAUUUGCAGGCUAUCUACAACCGCUGUUGGACGAAAAGUUCACGUCGAGAUUUCCAGACGAAGAUGAAGACUACAAAUCAGGUGUGAACUUACCUAAUCCGAUCGCACUUCAAAUCAACCAUGAAUCGAGGGCGUUUACUCUGAAGACGUACACCUUAUUUCAACACACAAUACUACCCGGUGCCAGCAUUUAUGCCAAUCCUUUACGUGAUGUAGUCUGGUGUGGGGACAACUGGAAUGGCCUUUGGAGUGGUGAUUGGUCUCCCUUGAAAGAUUACUACAAUAAGGACCUCAGCGUUUUUCGAACCGCGGUGCUCGGUAUUACUGCUAGUUUAUGGAUUGGGUUGGAUCACGACACACUCCCUGGUGGCAACUCUUUCCAGUUGGACAGAUUAUGGAAUUUCUUCAGAGAAUUACCGGGACUGGACCGUUUUGUGAUUCUUCACAGUCGCGCCAGUUCUGGUGCUCCAUUGCGGAAUGUUCCUAACCUGAACCUUGUCCCGGUCGUGGCAGCGAUUCCCAUAGCCGAGUUUCUAAAGGAGGAAAAUAGGCCGAUACGUUUUUGCGACAAGUUUGAAAGGACUGAAAAACGUCCCGUCAAAAAACUUUUGUAUUAUCAUCCGGCUGAUGGAAAUCUUGAGGAUUUUUUAGGAGGACAGAAUUCGAAACUUAGUGAAGAGUUCAAUGUUAAAAUGGAUGUCUAGGUGGACAUGGUCACGUGCCUUAAAAGGACUUUCCUCCGCAUUACCUACCUAUGGACACUUAUGAGAGAAAAGGUUGUUUUGACGGAAGAUUAUGCGCAUUUGAAUUUCAUUGAAACUUAUGUAUAAUGAUUACAGUAGUUCUUUUCGUUUCUUUUCAUUCAAUGUUUAUGGUCACGUGCCGAGAUUAGCCGACCCAACCUGGAUUGCCUCUCCAGGAAAGCAAGACAAACAUAACUAAUU